This is a messenger RNA of Frieseomelitta varia, 1014 nucleotides long. It is a transcript of the gene Naxe, whose product is annotated as NAD(P)H-hydrate epimerase. The record is from RefSeq and is a predicted model, not a curated record. Gene Ontology annotation, cellular component: mitochondrion. The coding region runs from base 217 to 921 and encodes 234 amino acids. The transcript is spliced from 2 exons. Gene Ontology annotation, molecular function: NAD(P)HX epimerase activity. Lineage: Eukaryota; Metazoa; Arthropoda; Insecta; Hymenoptera; Apidae.
UAUUGUGAUAAAUUUUAGUUACGUGAUUCAAUCGAUUGUCGUGAAAAUAAUUUACGAAACAGUUUUGAAGGAUGCAAUAAAACUAAUUUCAUACGUAUAAUUUUAAAUGCAAUUACUGAAAAAUAUUACUAAAUAAAACUAAUUAACAUUUGAAGUAUUUGUUGAUAUUAAUAAAAGAAGCAUUCAGUUUACUGUAAGAGAAUUUCAUAUGUCACUAUGGUGAAAUACUUGAAUCAAACGGAAAGCAUCAAUGUAGACAAAGAUUUAUUUGAGAAAUAUAAAUUUAGUGUCGAUCAAUUAAUGGAACUUGCUGGCCAAAGUUGUGCUAUUGCUAUUGCCCGUACUUAUCCAUCACUUAAAAACUCUACACAAAAGAUUUUAAUUUGUUGUGGUCCAGGAAACAAUGGUGGUGAUGGACUUGUCUGUGCUAGACAUUUAAAACAAUUUGGAUAUUUACCUGAAAUUUAUUAUCCUAAAAAGACAAACAAUACGUUAUAUGAAAAUUUGCUACAUCAGUGCAUUGAAAAUGAUAUUCCUUUGCUAGAAGAUAAUGUAGAAUACAUUGCUUCGAAGCAAUUGCAUCAAUUUGGUCUUAUAGUAGAUGCAAUAUUUGGAUUUAGUUUUAAACCACCUGUAAGGGAUACAUUUAUCCCUAUUAUUUGUCUGUUGCAAAAUACAACUAUUCCAAUUUGUAGCAUAGAUAUACCAUCAGGUUGGAAUGUUGAAGAAGGACCACCUACAGAAGGUGGGAUAAAACCAGAGAUGCUUAUAUCGUUAACAGCACCAAAAUUAUGUGCUAAAAAAUUUGAAGGAAAAUACCAUUACUUAGGUGGCCGAUUUGUUCCUAAAAAAUUGAAUGAAGCAUAUAAUCUCAACUUACCUGAAUAUCCAGAAACGGACUCAAUUCUUUUAUUAAAUUAAAUCUUUGUGUAAAAUUUAAUUAUUUGCUUUUUUUGUAUACGAAUAUAUUUGAAUAUUAAUAUGCGCAAUAUGUACAAUAAUCGAAAAUAAAAU